Molecule: messenger RNA, 1501 nt
Organism: Lemur catta (Ring-tailed lemur)
Lineage: Eukaryota; Metazoa; Chordata; Mammalia; Primates; Lemuridae
Gene: PHB2
Product: prohibitin 2
Exons: 10
Coding region: 270-1169 (299 amino acids)
Biological process (GO): mitochondrion organization
Cellular component (GO): membrane; mitochondrion
Source: RefSeq, a predicted model, not a curated record
CGAUGGCUUGCUGUUGCGCUACCUUCCUUGGGAGGGCAGGGUUCCAGAAAGGGCGGGACUUCCGGAUGCGCGAUUCCUGUGCGCGAAGUUCAGGUCGGCUGUGGAAAAGGGGGAGGACUUUGAAGGGAGCGCACUUCCGGUGCCCUUUCUCCCGCCAGCAGUGCUGGCCCGAACCCUCGUGUGAAGGGUGCGAUCCCAAAACUGGAAUAGGGCAGAGGCGGGCCGGCACCCCCUUCUGAUCUCUGGUGCCGCCGGCCUCAGGAUCAGACAUGGCCCAGAACUUGAAGGACUUAGCGGGGCGGCUGCCUGCCGGGCCCCGGGGCAUGGGCACGGCGCUGAAGCUGCUGCUGGGGGCUGGCGCCGUGGCCUACGGUGUCCGCGAAUCCGUGUUCACCGUGGAAGGCGGGCACAGAGCCAUCUUCUUUAAUCGGAUCGGUGGCGUGCAGCAGGACACCAUCCUGGCCGAGGGCCUUCACUUCAGGAUCCCCUGGUUCCAGUACCCCAUUAUCUAUGACAUUCGGGCCAGACCUCGAAAAAUCUCCUCCCCCACCGGCUCCAAAGACCUGCAGAUGGUGAACAUUUCCCUGCGAGUGCUGUCUCGGCCCAAUGCCCAGGAGCUUCCUAGCAUGUACCAGCGCCUAGGGCUAGACUACGAGGAACGAGUGUUACCAUCCAUUGUCAACGAGGUGCUCAAGAGUGUGGUGGCCAAGUUCAAUGCCUCACAGCUGAUCACCCAGCGGGCCCAGGUAUCCCUGUUGAUCCGACGGGAGCUGACAGAAAGGGCCAAGGACUUCAGCCUCAUCCUGGAUGAUGUAGCCAUCACAGAGCUGAGCUUUAGCCGAGAGUACACAGCUGCUGUAGAAGCCAAACAAGUGGCCCAGCAGGAGGCCCAGCGGGCCCAGUUCUUGGUGGAAAAAGCAAAGCAGGAACAGCGGCAGAAGAUUGUGCAGGCUGAGGGUGAGGCUGAGGCUGCCAGGAUGCUUGGAGAAGCACUGAGCAAGAACCCUGGCUACAUCAAACUUCGAAAGAUCCGGGCAGCCCAGAACAUCUCCAAGACGAUUGCCUCAUCACAGAACCGAAUCUAUCUCACUGCUGACAACCUUGUGCUGAACCUACAGGAUGAAAGUUUCACCCGGGGAAGUGACAGCCUUAUCAAGGGUAAGAAAUGAGCCUGGGAACCAAGAACUCCACCCCCAGAGAGCAAGUGGAUCUGCUUCUCCAGUUUUUGAGGAGCCAGCUAGGGGUCCAGCAUACUCCCACCCACCCCCAGUGUCAUGUGAUGGUCCCCUGCACCCACACCGGCCUCACUACCCCUCUUGGAUUAAGGAAGACUGAAGAUCAGCCCUUCUAGGGAAUGACUUUCCUCCUUCCUGUUGGCCAGGGGUGUUGGGACAGUGUGUUAUUUCGCAGUGAUUUCCUAGCGUUGUUCCCUCCCUCAAGGUUGGGAGGAGAUAACCACCAACCCAGGAAUUCUCAAUAAAUUUUUAUUACUUAAGCUGAA